Messenger RNA from Astyanax mexicanus (Mexican tetra), 3908 nucleotides. RefSeq names its product C-terminal Src kinase. Bases 252 to 1604 code for a protein of 450 amino acids. The transcript has 13 exons. Gene Ontology annotation, biological process: adherens junction organization; protein phosphorylation; regulation of Fc receptor mediated stimulatory signaling pathway. Lineage: Eukaryota; Metazoa; Chordata; Actinopteri; Characiformes; Acestrorhamphidae. The record is from RefSeq and is a predicted model, not a curated record. Gene Ontology annotation, molecular function: protein binding; ATP binding; protein tyrosine kinase activity.
CGCGUUGGGCGCCUGAGCGGAACGGAGACCAUUUCCUCCUGCGCGGGCCUGGGCGGCGGAGUCGGCGGCUUUUCUGGCUUCUCAGGCUGUGGAUGUUACCGUGACCGAGCCCUGGUACAGGACUCCGCGCUCAGAAUCUCUCCAGCCUGCGUUCCUGAAGAGAUAUUCGGCGAGCUCUGAUGCUACCUGUUACUCUGUAACACCUGUCAGAGGAAAUCGCAGCCCCGCCCCCUUCCCUUCCCACACUCAGAAUGUCUGGUCUACAGACAGCAUGGCCGCAAGGCACAGAGUGUGUGGCUAAGUAUAACUUCCAGGGCACAACGGAGCAGGACCUGCCCUUCUGCAAAGGAGACGUUCUCACCAUCAUUGGAGUCACCAAGGACCCAAACUGGUACAAAGCCAAGAACACAGUAGGCAGGGAGGGAACGAUUCCAGCAAACUACGUCCAGAAACGAGAAGGAGUGAAAUCAGGAGGCAAACUGAGCUUAAUGCCAUGGUUUCAUGGUAAGAUCACGCGGGACCAGGCGGAGCGGCUGCUGUACCCGCCGGAGACGGGUCUGUAUCUGGUGCGGGAGAGCACCAACUACCCUGGCGACUACACGCUGUGUGUGAGCUGCGAGGGGAAGGUGGAGCACUAUCGCAUCAUCUACCACAACGGCAAACUCUCCAUCGACGAGGAGGAGUUCUUCGAGAACCUCAUGCAGCUGGUGGAGCAUUACACCAAAGAUGCAGACGGACUUUGUACUCGACUGAUCAAGCCAAAGUUGAUGGAGGGGACGGUAGCAGCCCAGGAUGAGUUCUCCAGAAGUGGCUGGGCUCUAAGCAGGAAGGACCUGAAGCUUAUACAGACCAUCGGCAAAGGAGAGUUUGGAGAUGUAAUGGUGGGAGACUACAGAGGGACCAAAGUGGCAGUGAAAUGUAUCAAACACGACGCCACGGCACAAGCCUUCAUCGCUGAGGCCUCAGUUAUGACGCAGCUGAGGCACAAUAACCUGGUGCAGCUGUUGGGAGUGAUUGUAGAGGAGAGAGGAAGUCUCUUCAUCGUCACUGAAUACAUGGCCAAGGGCAGUCUAGUGGAUUACCUGCGCUCACGAGGACGCACCGUGCUGGGAGGAGAUUGCCUGCUCAAAUUUUCACUUGAUGUGUGUGAAGCUAUGGAGUACCUCGAGGUGAAUAACUUCGUGCACAGGGAUCUCGCAGCUCGGAACGUUCUGGUUUCCGAAGACAACAUCGCUAAAGUCAGCGACUUCGGUCUGACCAAGGAAGCUUCGUCCACCCAGGACACGGCCAAGCUGCCUGUUAAAUGGACGUCACCGGAGGCACUCAGAGAGAAGAGGUUUUCCACAAAGUCUGACGUGUGGAGUUACGGAGUCUUGCUUUGGGAAAUCUACUCUUUUGGACGUGUACCUUACCCAAGAAUUCCGCUUAAGGAGGUGGUGCCGCGGGUGGAGAAGGGCUAUAAGAUGGACGCGCCGGACGGCUGCCCGGCCGUGGUGUACGACCUGAUGAAGCAGUGUUGGACCCUGGACUCCGUGAUGAGGCCAUCGUUCCGGAUGCUGCGCGAGAAGCUGCAGCACAUCAGAGCUAAAGAACUCUAUCUGUGAGCCCAGCGCCAGGGAGGGGGCUUCACCCAGGAGGAGAGGUUGUAGUAGGGAGGUUAGGAGUCGGGUGGAGCAGCAGCGGCGGCGGCCUCCUGGAAGCAGAACGUCCAGAAAGGUCCAGGAUGUGUCCGUCACCAACGAGCAGCGAAGCUUGAGAAGAGGCUCUGGGUUUUUGCUUUCGUUCUCUUUCGGACUUUUAUUGGACUGUUGAUCUGGACGCACUCGCGAUGUGUUUCUGUAGACAGAGGAGGACCUUACUAGACCUCCUUUUGUGUGUGUGUGUGUGUGUGUGUGUGAGAGAGAGAGUGUGUAAGAGAGAAUGAAUGUGUGUGGGUGUGUGUUAAAGCGUCCUGAUGAUAUCUGUUUCUUCAGCCUUUUUUUUGUUUGUCAUUUUUCCAUGCCAAUAUCAUAGUGUUGCCUCUCUCUUUCUCUCUCUCUCUCUCUCUCUCUCUCUCUCUCUCUCUUACACACACAGUCCCUCCCUCUCUCCCCCCUUCCUGUCUCUCUCCUUCCUCCCACACACUCUCCUUCCCUUUCACUCUUGUCUUUCCUUUUCUCUCACUCGUUUUUUUUUUUCAGCAUGACAUUAAUGGGAGGAAGGCUGGCCUUUUCUCCGUUGUUGUGUCAGGUGCUUUUCUUUAUCUGUCUCAGUGACAUGCUAGCUUUCUCUCUCUCUCUCUGUCUCUCUCUCUCUUUCUCCUUCCUUCUCUUCCCUAUCUCUCUGUCUCUUACUCUUUUUUGCACAUACACGCUCUCUCAAACUCUCAGGCUACAUUCACACAGCAGGUUAAAGUGGCCCAAAUCUGAUUUUUCUCACCAAAUCGCAAAAGAAGAAAUGCUUCGUGUAAAGUUUCAGUUUCAUCUUUUCCAGCAUCACUUAAGCGCUAUCAAAUACCAUAGUUUGAGUUCCAGUAAGUAAUAGAAGGGCUUGCUGUAAAAAGGACACAUUAAGGUUAAAGGAAAUGGCCAUUUUAUUAGGAACAUACAGUGGUUGCGAUCCUAAUUCCCUAAGUCUUCUAAUUAAGUAAGACUACACCCAGGACUAUUACCAGUUUUGAGGUCAUUAUCCCAACACUGAACCCCUCACUCAUUGCUGACAUCUAUUUUCUUUUCUCCUUGAUGUAAAAAUAUUAACUGACUUCAGCUCUGGCUGUUUAGUCCGAGUCGCAUUUUGGUGCCGUGUAAUAUAAAAGUGGCUCUGACUGGAAUUCCGUUUCAGUGUGUUUAUGCUGUUCACACUGCCACACAGAUCUGUGCCACACAUGAUGAUAUUCCUGCUGUGUGGACGAAGCUUUUGUCUCUCGUUGUAUCUCACUUUUUUGCGCUUUUCCCUCUACUGUCAUUAUUUUCUCUUGCAUUCUGUCUCUCACACCCUCUCAUUCUCUUUCACACUCUCUCUUUUGCUCUUACUCAAGCAUUUUCUCUCUGUCUCACUGUGGCUUCUGUCUGUACCUCAGAUUUCUCUUGUGUUGUGUGGCACGGGUUCUAGGUUCUAGCUACAUGCUUAUCCUGUGAUUGAGUGUAUGUAAGAGUGUGUGUGUGUGAGAGAGAGAGAGAGAGAGAGAGAGAGAGGCGUUCGCUCUGUGCCAAAGUGCCUCCAGAUGGCAGGGCUGAUGCGUCUCGUUUCCCUUCCGCUGCCACACUGAUUUUUUGUUUUGUUUUGUUUGUUUGUUUGUUUUUGUUUGUUUUUAUUCUCUUUUUUAUCAUUUUUUUUAACAGUCGUCUUUUUUGGUUGUUGUUGAUUUGUCUGUUUGCUUAUUUGCUGUCUACAUCCAUAAUGGGUCUAAAUAAACAUGUCCGACAACAUCAGACCGAGCGGGACAAGAGUGAAGAGCUGGGAGGAUGCUCACUUUCUUAAUAUUCAAACACGCACACACACACACACACACACACACAAUUCCUGACAUGCACACACAUCUACGUCUAUGUGAGCACUUCCCAGCCGGGCUCAACCUCGCCAGCCAAAAUCGGACAUGUUUUGCCCGCUGACCCUUCUGGAGGGAUGGAUGGACUCUGUUUUAUAUUAAAAUAUAUUUUAAGGACUCCAAAAAAACUAAACAAAAAAAAACAAGAAAAGAAGAAAAAAAAAAAAAAACAUACGAUGAGAAGAACACAAAGGAGAUUUACUUAACUGAAGUACUUGGACGUGGAGCAAUCGGGGGGAAGGGCGGUACUGCAUGCAAUGCUCGAGUGAGAGAGUGCGCGAGAGAGAGAGAGAGAGGCCUUGGGUUAACUUGUCAGUGCUUUCAAUGUUCAUUGUUUUAUUAUACUACCAUGAUUACGAAUAAAUCAUUCCAUCAGAACGGA